This is a messenger RNA of Seminavis robusta, 1238 nucleotides long. Lineage: Eukaryota; Bacillariophyta; Bacillariophyceae; Naviculales; Naviculaceae. The record is from the annotation of a GenBank genome assembly.
CUAGCUAGAGUACCGUGGCGAGGCUGGUAGCAUAAAUGCUACAACAACCUCACAAGCUCACAAAAGCUCGAAGGAGGGAUUGAGUUUGGGUCCAUCAUCAAAAGCUUUCCGAUAUCCGAUCGCCACUCUAGCACUGUUCUAUCCAUCAAAUCUUGAAGAAUUCUUCCAUAAAUCGAUCAACAACAAAACACUCACCAUGACUAUUAACACAAGUAUCUAUGCUAUUGACAAAGAAACCGGGGAACGCUGUUGGGUCAACGCCAAGGCCCCCAGGAGUGUAUCCAAUGAAUCUCUGGAAGGGGAUAUCAUGCUUCUCAUGAGGGAUGGAGAGCACAGCGGGUACUUUGAGGGGAGACAACGACGAUUUGAUCUGCAGUUCCAGUUCCGCUUGAAAAAGAAAACCAACACAAUGUGGUAUGGGGUUGAGCUUGAUGAGAGCCUCAAUCUUGGAACAGUCCAAAGGCUUACAGCAAAGGCCGCAUUGGGCUUCUGCCAGAAAAUGAAUCCAGGCUCAUUCCACAGCCGCAUAUCCAAGGAGCCAUGCAUGGUGUUCAAGGUCGCCAACAGCAUGGAUGCUAUUGCUAGGACUGUCCCAGGCGACUUUCUUCCUUGUCUGGGAGAAGCCAUUGAAGAAUCCCGCGAAUCCAUCCGAAAGAGGGAGAAAGAAGGGAUGGAGUGGAAUACCAGAGAUACAUUCACCAUUUCCUGCUUCAGUGCAUACUUUGACUUCUUGAGCUGGUCCAUCAUGAAUCUACCAGUUAUUCCAACCAUUGAUGCCACAAAAGUGGUUGGAACCCAGCCUUUUCGGUUUGUCUUGUACACACUCAAGAAUGAGGAUGGACCUCAUGUCCCUGAGAACAAGAACUAUGUUUUCAACCUGGAGAUUUGUAACCCAUCCAAGACAACCAUUGGACCGGCUGCUAUGAAAUGGAUCAAGAAAUAUGAGAAGAGAGAAGAAGCUGACCCUGCUGCCAGCCCCAGGACCAGCAAGUUGAUGACAGGCAGAUUGUCACUGGAUGGGAGCGAAUGCUUCACCGACCCCAUUGUCUGCAUGUAAGAAAAAUUGGCGACUCAAUUUUAUUCUCUUUUUUUGUAGUAUAAAUAAUGGUUGCAUGUUCCGCUAAACUAUCUAGUAAUACGAUUGUUACUAGCGAAACAUUGGUUUGACUUUCGACAACUCGUACUAUUAGAAGAACAUCGACUAUCUAUUUGACACGAAGCAGAUCCGCUACCCUUCA